Molecule: messenger RNA, 678 nt
Organism: Aspergillus bombycis
Lineage: Eukaryota; Fungi; Ascomycota; Eurotiomycetes; Eurotiales; Aspergillaceae
Product: DsbA family oxidoreductase
Exons: 2
Coding region: 1-678 (225 amino acids)
Molecular function (GO): oxidoreductase activity
Source: RefSeq, a predicted model, not a curated record
AUGACGGUCAUUGAAAUUGAAGUGGUCUUUGACUUCGUUUGCGCAUGGUGCUACAUCGGCAAGCGUAAGCUAGACAGAGCCAUCGCUCUAUACCAGAAGGUCUAUCCAGGUGGAAGAAAUGACGUCUUCUCUAUCAAGUGGCGGCCGUACUACCUCAACUACAACCCGCACGCAUACAGCGUACCCAAGAGCGAAUUAAUUGAUGACCGGCUGAGCGACAUGACUCUGGAACAGCGAACGUCCCUAUUCAGCCGCAUGAAUCAGAUUGGACGGUCCGUCGGUAUUGAUUUCAAAGCCGGGGGUAUGAUUGGGAAUACUCGCGACGCGCACCGCCUUGUCCAUCUUUGUGGAACUCAGUCUCCCGAAGUCCAGAGUGCGCUGGUGGAGAAGAUCCUUGAAGCCUAUCAUGAACUGGAGAAGGAUAUCUCAUCUCAGGAGGUGUUGACUGAGCUGGCUGUGGAUACUGGGCUCGAUGCGAAGCAGGUGCAUGAGUGGCUGGAUUCUGACUUGGCGGCAGAGGUUGUGGACAACCAAGCCUGCAAAAAUAAAGAGGAAGAGGGCAAUACGGGUGUCCCUCGCUACAUAAUUCAGAAUGUGUAUCAGUUGGCUGGUGCUGCAGAUCCAUCCGAGUUUAUCGAGAUUUUUACGAAGGUUAAGGAAGACGAAUCUCAACGCUGA